Messenger RNA from Paramacrobiotus metropolitanus, 1566 nucleotides. Its product is annotated as SUMO-activating enzyme subunit 1-like. Bases 142 to 1329 code for a protein of 395 amino acids. Gene Ontology annotation, molecular function: SUMO activating enzyme activity. The transcript is spliced from 2 exons. Gene Ontology annotation, biological process: protein sumoylation. NCBI's taxonomy places the organism in Eukaryota, Metazoa, Tardigrada, Eutardigrada, Parachela, Macrobiotidae. Gene Ontology annotation, cellular component: SUMO activating enzyme complex; cytoplasm. The record is from RefSeq and is a predicted model, not a curated record.
UUCUCUGCAUUUCACGCGGACUUUUAGUUUUGAUACAGUUGUCUCGUUUCAGGAAGAAGAGUUUUCCAUCAUCCCUUAGUUGCGGCUUGCGGUUAAUAGUUUCGUUAGCCCUACUUCACUGCAUUCUGCAAUAUCUUUUUCAUGGGUGUAUUCGUAUCCAAAACGAACGGCACCGUCAUGGAAGUGGUUCAGUCUGGCAAAAAGCGUCCACUGGAGGACUCAGCAGAAUCGUCGCAGGAGACAACCAAAAAGCCUAAAGGAGAAUUGGAUCGCUUCCGUCCGACGAACCUCUACGACCGUCAGAUCCGCUUAUGGGGAUGGGAAGCCCAGCAGCGCCUGAUGAAAUCCCGCUUGUUGAUGUACGGCCUAAACGGCACCGGGGCCGAAGUGCUGAAGAAUCUCCUCCUCGGCGGUAUCCGCUACAUCACGGUCCUCGAUGCCGCCAGUGUCACCGAGCCCGAUCUCUCCACCAACUUUUUUCUCCGCAAACAGGACGUCGGUCUGAAUCGGGCAGUGGCCAGCGCGGACCGUGCGCGGGUCCUCAAUCCGAUGUGCACGUUGGAAGUUUUAGACGGCGAUGUCACUAUCAUCAACACGGAACUCGUCAAACACUUUGAUCUCGUCCUGGUCAACGGUGCCAGUAUCAAGGAUGCCGUGCACAUCGCGGGUGUGUGCCGCUCCCUGCACAUUCCCGUGUAUAUUUCCCAGAUGCUAGGGUUCCAUGCCUUCUUCGUCAACGAUCUUAACCAGCUGGAUUUUGAGAUUCCGCCGAGUAAACCGAAUACCGCGGCGGCCCCCAAGGCGGAUGCCAAGAGCAACGGUACUACGGCAUCGACCAGCAAGAUGUCCAACGGUGAAGCGGAAGUUUGCACUUUUACGGAGGAUAGCGUCAAUACUGAGCCGCAGACCCUGCACAUUACCGUCACGCCGCUGGAGACGCUGCUAUCAUCCGCAGCGGUGCAGCGCUCUGGUGCGGCCUGUCCCAUGCCCAAGCGCUCGCUGGGCAUGAAGCGCAUUGAUCCGUAUUUGAACAUGGAGAUGGUGCUGUUGUUUGUGGAACAGUAUGGACGCUACCCGGCCUACCAGACCGUGGAGGAUGAUCUGCCGAAAUUGCUGGAGAUUGUCAAAGGGCUGCAGAAGGACGGCGACACCCGGGUGCUGGAGCCGGCAGAGUUCUUGAAACCGGAUACGAAUUUCGCCUGUGCAGUGUUCGGGGCGACGUUGGCGCAGGAGCUGAUUACGGUGCUGACGCGCCGCGGGUAUCCCAUUUUUAAUCUGUAUUAUCUGGCGGCGAUGGAUGCGAUGGGCAGCCGCGAGUAUGUCCAGUAAGGGAUGGCUUUGUAUUGAUUGCUCUCUUGUUUCUUCGAAGUUUUAUUGAGCUGGUUUUUUAUGGCGGUUUUGUGCGUGGUAGUGCUUUUGAGUGUUUGAAGUUUUCCAUAAGAAUCUUGCUGUCGGUUACAAUUUUUUAUUAUUUUUCAGUAAGAAAGUUCAUGCCCGCAUAUCAUCAGGAAUAUUGAACGAGUGCUUAAUUUUAUUGUUCGCUCGAGUAAAGACGCAGGAGUUUGA